GGCGGAAGCGCGAGGGAAGAAGGUGCCGCCUCUCCGCGCUCUCCCUCUUCGCCGCCGCCAUCAUGGGCCGCAUGCACGCACCCGGAAAGGGCUUGUCCCAGUCCGCCUUGCCCUACCGGCGCAGCGUGCCCACGUGGCUGAAGCUUACUUCUGAUGAUGUAAAGGAACAGAUCUACAAGCUGGCGAAAAAAGGCUUGACUCCCUCCCAGAUUGGUGUGAUCCUGAGGGAUUCCCAUGGUGUUGCCCAGGUUCGCUUUGUUACUGGCAACAAAAUUUUGAGAAUCCUUAAAUCCAAGGGACUGGCCCCAGACCUUCCAGAGGACCUUUAUCACCUCAUCAAGAAAGCUGUGGCUGUUCGCAAGCAUCUUGAGAGAAACAGAAAGGAUAAAGAUGCCAAGUUCCGCCUGAUUCUGAUUGAAAGCAGAAUUCACAGGUUGGCUCGCUACUACAAAACCAAGAGAGUACUUCCACCCAACUGGAAGUAAUCGAACCAUGGUAACAGCCUCCAGAGCCUACAAUGCUGGUAGCUCAAAACUGAGCUGAGAUAAAUUCRCAGGCUUCC
Molecule: messenger RNA, 562 nt
Organism: Nothoprocta perdicaria
Lineage: Eukaryota; Metazoa; Chordata; Aves; Tinamiformes; Tinamidae
Gene: RPS13
Product: ribosomal protein S13
Exons: 6
Coding region: 63-485 (140 amino acids)
Biological process (GO): translation
Cellular component (GO): ribosome; nucleolus; cytosolic small ribosomal subunit
Molecular function (GO): small ribosomal subunit rRNA binding; structural constituent of ribosome
Source: RefSeq, a predicted model, not a curated record